Messenger RNA from Eimeria maxima, 2520 nucleotides. RefSeq lists its product as hypothetical. The coding region runs from base 1 to 2520 and encodes 839 amino acids. NCBI's taxonomy places the organism in Eukaryota, Apicomplexa, Conoidasida, Eucoccidiorida, Eimeriidae. The transcript has 9 exons. The record is from RefSeq and is a predicted model, not a curated record.
AUGGCGGACCGGAUGAGAGACACCGCAUUGGGUGAUUCCCAAUGCAUCACGACCAUAGAAGACCACACAAGGGAACCUACAAGGGUGCCUAAUCAUCCCGUUAGCGAAGAAAACAGCCUCUACAGUUCUGGGACUGGUGGCGAGAGGGGAGGUGAAGAUGGCCCUGCUGCUUUCGCGCUGCCUGAAGCUCUGCCCUCCCCUAGGAUUGUGGUGGAUUGGAGCCAAGAAGCUGCGAGCCACUCCACCGAUGAGGCGGUGGUUAGGGGGUAUAUCGGCAUCGCACUUGCUCUUCUACGCCACUUUGAGGAGGCGCUAGGGACCCGGCAGCGAAUUACGACGGGCAGCUUAGAGUGUGCGGAGACUGUUUGCAAUGCAUUAAAUGCAAUUCAAGACCCAAACCCCAGAUUCCAGUUGCUUGCGCAACGUAUUGCAACUGCUAUUGCCCUUCUACACAGGCGCAAAACGCUGGAAGAUCGAGAUGCAGAAGAACGGGGGGUUGUUUACGGGGAAGUGGAAUUCCCAUAUCCCGGACUCAAUACAACCAGUUGGACCUCGUUUCUGCGGGGCUACACCUCCCCUCUGUACCCAUCUCGUUCCAACGGUAUUGAGGGGCCGGAGGUUUCUUCGUGGUCCCCUGAAUCCCCCCAACAAACCCAAGAAGGGGCUAUGGACCCAUUGGGGAACCCCAAGAGCUGCACUAGCUUUCCCUUGCAAACUGUGCAGUGUAGGGGGAGGCAGCAGCGACGCAUUGCCGGGCCUCCACCUCCCAAAGUUGUGUCUAUGCAUGAAAUAGCGAGUAACGUGGGAACCGAUCCCGAAGGACCUCUGCAGGCGGCAUCAAGCUCACCACGACCGUGUGGGGGAGGGGUUGUGAAGGGUGGCACUAGCUUGGAAGACGCUGCAAUAGCUGUUCCCGCUGGGAAACGUGGGGACGUCUGCCUGCAAGGCAGUAGUUCGUUGGGGGCAUCGGAGGUUAAGUCAGGCAUGACUUUCGGGCAUUCAACGGGUACUGCCACUCUAUUUCCUCCGUCUCAAGAGCUCCGAAGGUCUUUAGCGAGAGUGGCAGGCCGCCUUGAGAGGCCCUACAGCACUUUGGAGCCCAUGCGGGAACCAGCAGAUCUUGCUGUCCUCUCUCCGUCCAACGUUGGAAGGGGGACUCAGCAGUCCUCAGCUGAUCCACUUAGGGCCAACCUUGUUGAGAAGCGUGGCGUGGAGGUGUUCUCAAAAGCUAAGCCAAGCCAGAGAGAAUUGUGUACUGCCGUACCCUUUCGAAAUCUGGAAGAGAACCUGCGUGUGCGACCACUUGUUCUCAGCGAAACUCACGUCCUGGCGGACAAGCAGAGUGACCAGGGAAAAGAGGAUCCUAACCGCGCAUCCGCUGUGGAGGCAUUAGCGCUCAUUAGGUGCGCCACGGACCUUAUUGUUAGUGGGGAGGGGCCAGGGUUUGUUGAGAAGCAGUUUUUUAGGUACGUUAAGCCAAGCUACUAUCAAAUAGGAGCUGCCAGGCCGCGCAUUAAUGAGGGCAUGACACCCGCGCAAGGCAAGUACCUCCUCCUCCACUACUCAAUUGCGAAGGUUGAAGCUGAGUAUGGGGAAGACACUGCUGCGACGUGCAAACAUUUGUACCUUCGGGACUUGCGAAGAAUGGAAGAAAUCAUUCUUGACCCUGUGCCUCCCCAGGGGCUCCCUACUAUUGAAACUCGCAGCGGGAAUGAAGGGCAGGAGUCCCAACGCCCAAGUGGUGCGCCAAGAGGUGCGCAUUCGCUGCCAGAACGAUCACCUGAGGAACGGAUGGAGCGCCGUUUGCCUCUGACGAUUCUUAGUCUUCCUUCAAGCACCCCACCACAAGAAGCAGGCAAGCGUCGCCGGGAGUCGUUGCAUCAAGUGCUCACCGAUUGCUCUCACCGCCUGCCUUCAGACAAACAGCUACUACAGCCAACUCUGAUAAAUAAAGAGAAGUCACCAGGGAACAGCAGUCGUGGGACGGCCUCAUCUUCGCAGCUUAACACCAUGAGCCUUCCGAAACCCCUUCCCAGUCUCGGCGGGUUAGCGCAUAGCUUGGAGAAGUUGGCAACUGUGGAGCAGCCAACGACGACUUCAGUUGGAGAGGUCAUAGACUCCUCGCGACCUCUGUCUUCAAGUUCUGCCUCUGCCAUCUUGACUUCGGCUCCUGGUUUUCCUGAUUUCCCCAUUGCGGUUGACGGGGCUGCAGACGGUGCGAAGAGACACCUCAUCCUUUGUGGGGAAGUUACUUCGGUACUGUUUGAGCCUCCAAAGAACACCGCAGGAGAAUCUAUUCUAGACUCUGAGGGUGGUUGGUGUACACACGAAAGCAGAAAAUCACCCCUACGAAGCGGCUUAUGGGCGUUGGUUCUUGGGGCAAGGGUCAACGAGAAUACCAUGCAGGAGUUUGGCGUUCCUUGUGCCGUCGGUUCUCGUGUAUUGUGCUCAAGACUGCGCUUGUGCAUUUCCCUCUUGUCAACAACCUCUUGUCGACGUCUCCAGCAGUGUGUAGAGUAG